Molecule: messenger RNA, 1860 nt
Organism: Fulvia fulva
Lineage: Eukaryota; Fungi; Ascomycota; Dothideomycetes; Mycosphaerellales; Mycosphaerellaceae
Exons: 3
Coding region: 1-1860 (619 amino acids)
Biological process (GO): transmembrane transport
Molecular function (GO): transmembrane transporter activity
Source: RefSeq, a predicted model, not a curated record
AUGCCAAGCGGCUCGGCCUCUCAGCCCAACGGCUCUAGCAGAAGGCACAACGCACCCCUCCUCCACCACCGCACGUCGUCCACCCUCCACUACCAGACCUUCCCAACACCUCCGCCCAAAAGCGCCGGCAAGCCUCCCCCGAAGAAGGACGGCAUGAGGCAGAAUGGAGGCCCCGAAGGACCUCCCUCGCCAACUCUUACCAGAACCGACUCGCACGAUUCCCAGCAGCAUCACGAAACACCUCUACCGAAAGGACAGCUCGCGAUAUUGGCGGUGAUAGCACUGGCGGAGCAGACGGCGUUGAACAGCAUAAGUCCCUACCUCCCGGAUAUGGCGAGUAGUUUCCCGGAGGUAGAUGAGGCGAAGAUUGGGCUGUACGUGGGGAUAAUAGCAAGUGCAUUUGCCGGGGCACAGUUUGCGACGAAUUUCAUGUGGGGGUGGUUGAGUGACAGGAUAGGGCGGAAACCUGUUGUGCUGACCGGGACGAUCUUGACAGCGGCAUGUUUUGUGGCUUUCGGAUUUAGCAGGAGGCUAUGGCAGGCGAUUAUGGUGCAAGCGUUGAUGGGUCUGGUCAAUGGCAACCAGGGCGUGAUCAGUACCUGCCUAGGAGAGAUAACGGACAGAUCAAACCAGAGUCAGGCGUUCACGUACUUGCCGGUGAUAUACGGCAUUGGUGGUAUUACGGGGCCUUUGCUUGGUGGACUGUUGGUGCUGAGGGAGAAUCCGUUCAACAAGGGACAGGCGAAUCCGUAUCCUUACUUGCUACCGAACCUUUUCGCAGCGACGGUGCUGAUCAUCGACUUCAUCUUGACGGCCAUCUUCCUCAAGGAAUCUCUGGAUACGAGUGAGGACCUACCGCCGCUGAAGAAGAGAAUCACGAGUAUAUUCGCUUGGAUGUGGCAGUUUGCAGGCAAUUCAAGGAGACCGACAUACGUGAGACGCGCCAGCAAAAGUGCGCAUGAGACCCACAACUACCAAGCUGUGAGCUCCACAGAUACAGCGGUGGACGAUGAUGACGAUGAUGACGACGACGAUGAAGAUGAGGAUGAGAACCACCUUGACCAGAUUUUCGCAACCGCCAACAACGAGACUCUUGAGUGGAAGGAUAUCCUGAACAGGGACUUGAUCCUCCUCUUGGUGACGUACCUGAUCUUCCAAUUGAGUAAUAUAAGCUAUAACUCCUUAUUCCCGAUCUUCAGCGAAGCGAAACCGCCGACUGGAAGGAACUUGAGUCCUGAAGAAGUGGGCACGAGUCUUGCCAUCGCAGGCGCCAUCACCAUCAUCUUCCAGGCUGGGGUCUUCGAAAGAAUAAGAAGCAAAAUCGGCAACCGCAUUACCUACCGAGCUGGUCUGGCAGGCUUUGUGAUUGCCUUCUUUCUCAUGCCUUUCGUGGGAUAUAAAGAUGGAGCCAGUGGCAAGGGUGAAGACACAACGGCUGGGGAAAUCUGGCUCUGGGCUGAACUGGGUGCUGUUCUGAUCAUCAAGACUUUGGCUGGUGUUGGUGGCUUGACGAGUGCGUUGUUGCUCAUCACCAAUUCGGCGCCUUCGCACGCCGUGCUAGGGUCAUUGAACGGAUUGGCGCAGACACUGUCUGCAGGAGGUCGAGCGGUCGGUCCCUUCGUCAGCGGAGGCCUCUUCACCGCCGCGAUGUACGUCAAGCCGAAGGGCGAGCUCAUGGCUUUCGGUAUAUUUGCGGGCAUCUCGUUCAUUGGAUUUCUGCUGAGCUUCGGGAUCCGUGGGGCGAAUCUUGAGUCGGGUGAUCGGUCAGAAGACGAGAGCGAUGACGACGAGGAAUCUGCAAUCGCAGAGGAGCCUGAGCGGUCUCCCGAACGUUCAAGAAAGACUGGUAGUGGACGAUGA